UCUUUUUCAAUAAUUAGUAGGAUAACUUUUGCUUCGCUCAACAAUUGAUUGUCAAAAGAAGUUAAUUUACUAAUCAUUAUUGAAGAUUUGAAGAUUGGAAGAUUAUAAUCAGUUGGCUGAUUGAUUUGGUCAAAUCAAUUUACUAAUUGUAAACAUAAACACCAAUUAAAUUUGUUCAUCUUUAAUAAUUGAUUAUCAAGAUUUGGAUUAAAAAUGUCUUCCGAAUGGAAAAGUAAAAUUUCCUCCUUAAUGAGUGACCACAAGUUCCUCUUGUCCCACUCAUGGCGGCUUCUCAUUUGGGAGAAGCCUUUUUUCCCGAUAAUUACUUUCCUUUCGGUUACAAUUUUCUUCUGGAUAAUCGCCAUGUCUAAAGCCUCCGUUAUAACAACAUUCGCAAUCAUUGGUAUUUUAAUUACGUUUAUUGACUUUAUUGGACCUACAGUUUAUCCCUCGUUGGUACCACAAUUUGGUUCUCAAAGUGAAUCUGAUUACGAAGCUGCUUGUGGUUAUCUCGCUUUACCAUUUAAAUUGAUCGCAAAGGGAAUUGAUAAAUUAAUCGAAUUGAAACAACGGCAAAAGGCCAUUCUUUCGGGUGCCGUUGCUGGUGUUCUACUUCUUUCCAGUCUUCUUGGUCGAGUCAACAAUUAUUACCUUUGUUACCUCGCUUCGGUCAUCUUUUUAAUGGCCCCUGGUGCUCUUAAAAAGGCUGGAAUCAAUAUCGAUGAUAGUUCCAGCAGUGGUCGAAGUGGCUCAAUAUCGUCUCCCGGUGGUUAUGGUGGUACUACAACAACCGGAUAUGGUUCAAGUUCACCUUAUGCUGGUGGAUCAUCAUUCUCACCCUCAACAUCAUCAACACCAAUUAAACCGUCGUCAGGUACCGGAAGCACAAUCGGAGAUGAUGCUAAAACCAAAUCAAACGAUGACGAUGAUUAAACUAAUAUUCAAAAUAUCAAUCAAUCAAUUAUUCUGAUCUCUUUAUAAUAAGAUGGACAAACCAAAAAAAAAUCGUUUCUUUCUCAAAAAAGUUAAUCCAAUUCUCCUUAAUCACUAAUCUCCAAUCUCCAAUGUUAAUCGUUAAUUGUUUCCAAAUUGUUUUUCUUUCCUGUUGUUUUCUCAUUAAUUGUGAUUCUCUCUGUUUGUUUGCUAGUUAAUAAAAAGAAGAAGAAGAAGAAGAAGAAAAA
This is a messenger RNA of Panonychus citri (citrus red mite), 1181 nucleotides long. RefSeq lists its product as uncharacterized. The record is from RefSeq and is a predicted model, not a curated record. Bases 214 to 933 code for a protein of 239 amino acids. The transcript has 4 exons. Lineage: Eukaryota; Metazoa; Arthropoda; Arachnida; Trombidiformes; Tetranychidae.